Molecule: messenger RNA, 6024 nt
Organism: Penicillium olsonii
Lineage: Eukaryota; Fungi; Ascomycota; Eurotiomycetes; Eurotiales; Aspergillaceae
Source: the annotation of a GenBank genome assembly
AUGGCUGAAACCGCCUUACAACUACCCUAUUUGUCAUCUCACUAUGCAAUUCCCGAAACCACGCUCACGACUCUCACACAGGCUCCAACCGUGGAGCUUGUCAAUCAGCUAUUAGAAUCCAUCAACAAAAAGGCACAGGAAUCUGACGAGCUCAAGUCUGACAAGCUCCGCCUGGAGGUUGAGCUUGAAAAUGCUGUGCGCAGUAAUGAGUCGAAGGUGAAGGUUCUGAAAACCACCGUGGAGAAGGGACACGCGGAGGUCGCAGAUCUGAGGAAGAAACUCCACGAUGCCGAAACAACUCGCGCCACACUGGAAAGUGAGAUCGCGACUCUCAAGUCAUCCUCUACUUCCACUGAAUCCGAAACGACCUCCCUCAAAUCACGAAUCGCAUCCCUCGAGGCCUCUAACCGCGAUACCCUUGCAUUGCUGGAAUCCAAAUCUGCGGCUCACGACAAAUUGGCCGAAGAGCUAUCGGCUCAGCACAAAAAGACCAUUGAACUGCGGCGUGAACUCUCUACCGCGGAGCAAAACCUCCAGAGUGCCAACGCGGCAUCUGCCAGUGCUCGCUUCCGCGAACAAAGUCUACAGCAAGAACUGGAUCUCACCAAGAAGAACAACGAGUGGUUCGAGACAGAGCUGAAGACAAAGUCUGCUGAAUACAUCAAGUUCCGGAAAGAGAAGGGCGCUCGUAUCUCGGAGCUGCAGCGUGAGAACGAGGAAGCGAACUCUACAGUCGAUUCCCUUCGACGCAGCGAAAUUUCUUUGAAGAGUCGCCUCGACGAGACAGAGCAACGGUACGAAGGUGCUCUGGCCAGCAUUCACCAACUGAAGGAGGAGGCCAUUCAAGCGACCGAGGCUUUCCGCAUCGAACUUGAUAGCUCCAAUCGCCUCGCCGAACUACAAGGGUCCGCUGCACAAACUGCUAAGCAACGUGUGCAGGAGUGCCAGCUUGCCUUGGAGAAGACCAAGGAUGAAGCUGCCCAAGAAAUUUCCCGCAUUCGCGUGGAACUCGAAACCGAAACUAACGAUAAGAGCACGGCGGAGCGCCGCAUCGCCGAGCUUGAGGGACUCGUUUCGCAACUCGAAUCUGAGCCAGACAGAGGCAGAUCUGCAAGCCCUGCGCUUUCUCUGAAUGGUGCACCCCCCAGCACCCCCAAACGAUCGGCUCUACUACGGACUAGUGGCACACCCAGCGGUUCAUUCUCUCCCCGCGCUUCUAUCAAUGGAAGAAGUCUCAAUGUCACCCAGAUGUACUCUGAGUAUGACCGCAUGCGUACCAGCCUUGCUCAGGAGACAAAAGAAAAGCAGGAGCUUAAACAUGCUCUCGACGAAAUCUGCAUGGAGCUUGACGCUACCAAGCCGGAGAUUGAGGAGGGACGUGUCGAAUGUACACGGCUUGAGCAUGCAGUUGUGGAGAUGUCUAGCCUUCUUGAGGCCGCUGGAAAGGAGCGCGAUGUUGCACAGAAGGAAGCUCGGAAGUGGCAAGGCCAGGUUGAGGGGUUGUCCCGUGAAGGAGACAUUCUCCGCCAGCAGCUCCGUGACCUUAGUGCCGAAGUCAAGGUUCUCGUCCUUGAGGUUGCAGUCGCCAAGCAUGGCGGAGACUACGACCGCGAGGAACUUGAAAAGAUUGCUCGUGGUGAGGUGGAAGAGUCCGCGAAGGAACUGAAUGAGACUGGUCGCUUCAUCAGCCAGAAUCUCACUACAUUCAAAGACCUCCAUGAAUUGCAGGACCAAAACAACACUCUUCGACGGAUGUUGCGGGAGCUUGGAGACAAGCAGGAGGGCGAGGAAGCUCAAGCCAAGGAAGCUGCCCGACAGGCCGAAAUGGACGAGCUGAAGGAGCUUCGGACACGGUCUCAGACCAACCGUGAUGAGAUCGCCAACCUCACCGCGCAAAUGCAGAGUUACGUCAAGGAGCGCGAUACAUUCCGUAGCAUGCUCAUGCACCGCAAGCGAACCGAUGAAGACCCUUCGGUCUUCUCUCAUUCCAUGCCUCUUGGUGCUGCCCCUGGUAGCAUUGAGUCCGGGCCUGAUUACGCCGAUCUGCUUCGCAAGGUUCAAGCCCACUUCGACACCUUCCGCGAAGAGACUACAACCGACCACAAGGCCCUACGUCAACAAGUCAAUGAGCUGUCUCGCAAGAACAGCGAGCUGCUUUCUGAUGUCAGCCGGUCCAGCAGCCAGCAUGCUGCUGCAUCUCAGCGAGCCGAGCUUUUGCAGAGCAACUUCAAUAUGCUGAAGAGCGAAAAUGCCGAGCUUCAAAAGCGUUACUCUGCACUCUUUGAGAAUGCGAACCGACAAGACCUUCGCACACAGCAAGCCGCCGAAGACCUCGUUGAGGCCAAGGGUCUUGCUGAAAGCCUUCAAAGAGAAAACGCCAACCUCAAGGCGGAGAAGGAUCUUUGGAAAAACAUCGAGAAGAGACUCAUCGACGAUACCGAGAACUUGCGCAACGAGCGCGCUCGCCUUGAUUCCCUUAAUGGUAACCUUCAAACCAUCCUCAACGAACGUGAACACACCGACUCUGAAAGCCGACGUCGCCUUCAGGCUAGCGUGGAGUCCCUUGAGACCGAGCUUCAAUCUACAAAGCGCAAGCUCAAUGACGAAGUUGAAGAAUCCAAGAAAGCAAACAUGCGUCGCGAGUUUGACCAUGAACAAAGCCAGAAGCGUAUCGAUGAUCUGGUGACAAGCUUGAGUUCUGUUCGCGAGGAGCUGGUGGCCGCCAAGACCACCCGUGAUCACCUCCAGUCCCGCGUGGAUGAACUCACCGUCGAGUUGAAGAGCGCAGAGGAACGAUUGCAGGUGUUCCAAUCUCGACCCAGCGUCUCUGGUGCCUCUGCCGAAGCCACCGCCGAGGGUCAAGAUGCCGGUGAAGGAUCUGGGCUCACACGAGAGCAGGAACUCGGCAUCGAGGUUUCUGAGCUCAAGCGUGAUUUGGAGUUGGCCAAGGGCGAGCUCGAACAUGCUAAGCAACUAGCCGAGGACUACCAGGCUAUCAGCCAAGCCAGUGAAGAACGUUUGGAGUCUGCCACCGAGACACAGGACCAAUACCGCGAGGAGACAGACCGUCUUGUUGAGGAAAAGAACACCAAGAUCCAAGAUCUCGAAGCUCGUGUUGAGGAAAUCUCGGCUGAACUUGCCGCCUCCAACACCGAAAUGACCAGGAUCCGCGAGGAGCAAGCUGAGGCCCAGCAUCGUCUCGAUGAACAAAAAGCCAACUUUGAGUCUGAGAUCAGCCGCCUUAAAGACGACAACGAGCGACAUGUUGCCGCCACCCAAUAUCACCAGGAAGAUCUCAAGGCACAAGCUGAGAUUGCCCAACAUGCUCAACAAAACUACGAAACUGAGCUUGUAAAGCAUGCCGAGGCCGCCAAGAAUGUUCAAAAUGUCCGCGCUGAGUGCAAUCAACUCAAGAUCGAGGUUGCUGAACUGAAGUCUCAAUCGGAAACAUACAAGAAUGACCUGUCUCAGAAAGAGACAAGCUGGGCAGAGCAGCGAGCUACCUACGAGGGUGAGCUGUCUGAGCUGCAGAAGCGUCGGGAAGAAGUCAUUCGACAGAACGCCGUCUUGCAUACUCAACUCGAAAAUAUCACCGGCCAAAUCUCAGCUUUGCAACGUGACCGAAUGAACGUCCCAGAUGACGAGCAAGAGGGAGAACAAGUUGCUCCCAAUCUUGAGGGACUCCAGGAGGUCAUCAAAUUCUUGCGCCGCGAGAAGGAAAUUGUUGAGGUUCAAUACCAUCUUUCUACACAAGAAAGCAAGCGACUCAACCAACAGCUCGACUACACCCAGUCUCAGCUUGAUGAGAGUCGUCUCAAGCUCGAGCAACAACGUCGCGCGGCUGCAGACAGUGAUCACAACGCCCUGAGUCAUAAUAAGCUGUUGGAAACCAUCAACGAGCUUAACGUUUUCCGUGAAAGCAACGCUACUCUUCGCAGCCAACUGAAGCAAACCGAAGCCGCUCGUGACGAGAAAAUUGCUCGCGAGAACCAGCUCGUCCAAGAAAUCGAGCCCUAUAAAACCAAGAUUCUUGAGCUGGAGGGCCAACUUGAGGCCAAGGAUGGAGAAAUGAAGCUUCUGCAGGCCGAUCGUGACCGCUACCAGCAACGCAUCCAAAACAUUCUCCAAAAGUACGACCGCGUCGAUCCCACCGAGAUGCAAGAGCUCAAGGAUAAACUCACUAGCCUUGAGACUGAGCGUGAUGAGGUCGUCGCUGAACGCGAUAACCUGCAAGCUCAAAUGGAGUCGCUUCAAACCCAGAUAGCAGGCUUCCCAGAACAGCUCCAGCAACAUGCUGAUGAGCGUUUGGGAGAACUGCGGUCCAGACUCACCGAGCAAUUUAAGGCUCGCUCCAAGGACCUGAGCGCACGCAACAAGGCCAAGCAAGAUGAGUUGAAUGUCGCAUUACAAGAGAAGGAAGUCAUUCAAGCCGAACUUCAGGCCACCAAGACGGAGUUGGAGGAGUUGAAGUCCAAGAUGGCCGAGGCGCCUGCCGCAGCUGUGACUCCCGCGGUGCCAGCCGAGAACUCAGCCCCAGCCCCUGCCGAAACUGAAGCUGCCCCUGUAAACCCUACUCCCGCAUCUCAGUUCCCAACAGCAACUGUUACGACCGCCGCUCCUGGUGACGCCCAAGUUGUCCAAGCCCUUGAGCAGAAGAUCCAACGUCUUGAGGCUGCCCUUGCCGAGAAGGAGGGUCUGCUGGCCACUCAGGCUGGUGAGCUAGAAGCGAAGGUCAAGGAACGAUCCGAUCACCUCAAGGCGGUGCUCAACAACAAGCUAGCUGAGGUCAAGGCUGCCCACCGCGCAGAAAUCGAGAAGUUGUCCGCUGGCGAACAGCCAACUCCUGCAACCCCUGUUGCCCCUGCAACUCCUGGUGCCGCUGUGCCCGUGUCUGCCGAUGGAGCUCCAGCAACUCCAUCUAAAACAGUUGAGCUUGCGGGCUUCACCAUCCCCAACCUCACUGAUGCUCAAGCGAGAGAACUUGUCGCAAAGCAUGAGACAAUCCGUACCAUCGUCAGAAACAACAUUCUUGGUGGUAUCAAGCGUGAGCGUGAGAAGGCACAGCAAGAGGCGCAAGCUACCAGCGGCGCUAAUCAAGAAGCGUUAGCUGGGCUUGAACAAAAGUCGUCUGAAGAGAAACAAGCCUUGCAGCUUGCCCACGAGAACGACCUCAAAGAGAAGAUUGCCUCUGCUCUCGGACUGGCCGAAAAGAAGACAGCUGCCCGCAUCAGCAUGCUGGAUACUCGAUUCCGAACUGCCAGUGCCAAGAUCGACGUCGUACAAAAGGCCGCCACUGAAACACCUCAAAAGCCUGUCGUUGAGGUGUGGGAAGUCGCCAAGACUGCCCGGCCUGUCCCUCCCCCGGUUGCUGCUGCUAAGCCAGUUGCACCCACGCCAGCACCAGCUGCAAGCGCGCCCGCGCCCGCGCCCCAAGCGGCGCCUGUUUCGCAACCUCCCGUGGCUGCUCCCCCUACCCCGGCCCCUGUGCCAACACCCUCGGCUGGAACUGCCCCUACCCCUGCCGCCCAGGCAACCCCUGCCGAAACCCCCGCUGUAACAGGAGAGUCACAGACCACUGCACCUGCCAAUCCAUUCGGUCAGUCCCAACGGGCUGAAGGCCAGCAGCCCUCUGCGCCGCCCAGCCAGCAGCCUGGUGGAAACCACGGUGGAAACCCGGGUCUCAUGCGAGCCCUUCAAUCCGGCCUACCUAUCGCAAGAGGCGGUCGUGGCGGUCGUGGUGGCGGCCAGCAAUUUGGCCAUGGCCAUGCACAGGGACAGCAAGUUGACCAAAACCAACAAGGUCAGCACGCGGCUCAACGCGGCGGAGCUCAGCGUGGUCGUGGCCGUGGAGGCCAAGCCCGUGGAGGAAACCAGCAGAAUCUCAAUGCUUCCGCACGUCAGUUCAUCCCUCAGGGCAACAAGCGCUCCCGUGAAGACGGCUCAGAUGGUACGGCCGAUGCUAGCGGCGGAAAGAGGCAGCGUGGUGGAGGUGCCCAGCAAUCUCGUGGUGGAGGCUCUGCAUGA